This is a messenger RNA of Paramuricea clavata, 2100 nucleotides long. The record is from the annotation of a GenBank genome assembly. Lineage: Eukaryota; Metazoa; Cnidaria; Anthozoa; Malacalcyonacea; Plexauridae.
AUGAGAUUGUUCGAAAGAAUAGUGUUUAAAAAAGAGAUCUCAUCAGAACUAAAACAAUUAAUAAAAUCUGACCAAUUCGCAUAUAAGGAAGGUACCAGCGCAACUGAUGCUCUUAUUAUGUGUCACCAUAAAUGGCUAAAUUGGCUGGAUGGUGAUGUUAAUCAUGUCAGGGUGAUUUCAUUCGAUCUCAAGAAAGCCUUUGAUUCCGUUUCUCACAACAUCAUUUGCAAGAAGCUAGGAAAAACCAACAUUAAUCCAUAUGUAAUAAAUUGGAUUAGAAAUUUUUUGACUGAUAGGAGACAAAGAGUAAUAGUAAACGGAAUAGAAACAAAUUAUGUAGACAUAAACAAAGGAGUACCGCAAGGCACAGUUCUUGGACCAUUUCUAUUUUCCUUAAUGAUAAAUGAUCUAACAGUCAAAGAUCCAAAUAACAACAUACUAGUCAAAUUUGCAGAUGAUAUGACUGUUAGCGCUCCAGUGAAAAAUAAUUAUGACUCCGCACUAGCUGAGGUAGACAAUAGUGAAAAAUGGACGGAAACAAACAGAAUGUCAUUAAAUCUAGAUAAAACAUGGGAAAUGGUUGUAAGUGGCAAAUCAACAAAUCCUUUACCAGAACCAAUAACGGGGAUCGAACGCAAGACUUGGCUGAAACUAUUGGGAACCACACUGCAGAAUGAUCCAAAUUGUUGGGACCUUCAAGUUAAUAAUUUGAUAUCUAAAGCUAGUAGGCGAAUGCACAUCUUGAGAAUAUGCAGAUCGUAUGGCUACUCUAAAAAAAUUUAACAAUUCUCUUCGACGCACUUAUUAUGUCUUUAUUUUCUUAUGGAAUCGAAGUAUGGGGUUCUGCACUUGAAAAGAAGUACCUGGAACGGAUUGAUAAAUUUCUUAGGCGAGCAUACAGAUAUGGAUACACAACAAAAAGUGUUCAGAUAAUUGAUGUGAUUAAAGAAAAAGACAUGAGUUUAUUUGAAAAAAUAUGUAGCAACCCAGACCACCCUUUAUACGAACUACUUCCUCCUAAAAGACAAAGACCGUUAAGAGAACGCGAACACGAUUUCAUAUUACCUAAGGUUAAAACAGAAAGAUUCAAACGGUCGUUUUUAAAUAGGUGUCUUUUUAAUAAUUUUAGCUAAAAUAAUUAACUUAGAUACAUAAUAAUAACUUAGUCUUAGUCUUUUUAAGAAUUCUACCUAAGAAUAAUUAACUUAGAUACAUAAUAAUAAUUAAGUUUAUUUAUUUAUUUUUUUUGGAACCUUGUAUAUGAGAAUUUUAAAUGUAAAGUCACACGUCUGUUGUGGCUAUGUUUAAUAAAGACUUAAUAAUAAUAAUAAUAAUAAUAAUAAUCCGUUUACGGAAUCCGCGUUUUAUCCUCAAAUGCGGAAUCCGCAUCCGGAAUCCGCUUACAGAAUCCGCAUUCAGGUUCCGCGUUUUAUCCCAACCCCACUAGGGAUAUGUGUAUCCCCGACAAUAUGGCGGUCGUGUUCUGCGUAUCCCUAAACAACCACCCUACAUUCCCACAUCACUAGGGAUACAAGUAUCCCUAACAUUUCGCAGGAAAUAAAACAUGCAGAACUGCACAUGCAAGCUUGAAAAUAACACUCUAAAUAGUGUGUUGGAUUGUGUUUCGAACAAGACUAAUACUAAUUAAAAAGAUGUGUUGAAAGGGGCCGAAGUUAUAUUCGGCGAAAGGUAUGGCUUAGUGAUAAGUGAUGUAUUGUUUACAUUCUUCGAGUUUAUUGUAUAUUUAUACAGUAUUUAUUGUGUAUUAUUACACAUUUAUUGUGUAUUUAUACAGUAGUAUGGUAUGGUUAAUUUACAUUGUUCAAGUAUGCCUAGUUUAUAAUUUAUGGCUAUUGUACAUUGUUCGAUUUUAUAGAACUUUUCAAGUGGAUUUUUUUUGUGGUACUUUCGUAUUUCUACUGCAACUACUCGCGGAGUUCUGAAGAUGGUGAUGAUGAAGAUGGUGAUGAUGGUGAUGAUGGUAGUGGUGAUGAUGAAGAUGGUGAUGAUGGUGGUGGUGAUGGUGAAGAUGGUGAUGAUGGUGGUGGUGAUGAUGAAGAUGGUGAGUAUACGACGCGAACAUGCUAUCUUACAACAUAA